GCUAGAGAAAUUGAUUUUUUUUUUCAAUGCAAGAUUUCCUUCACUUAGGCAAUUUGUAUGACUCCUAUUUGUAGAAAAAUUAUGUCUUUAAGUCUGUCUUGACUUUUCCAUUGAGUGACAGACCCCAGUGGACUUUGAUUCUCACGAGUCGUCUUGUGCAAAUUCGUGCCUGCCCCCCUCCCCAUUUUUCUUGGACAACCCUGAUUUUUUGUUCGGAAGUUGGGAAAGAGCUUGUAGGCUUAGCCACCAUGGCCUUAGACAUCCGCCUUAAGAAGGUGAAUAAGAUCUACUACGAGGGGGAGCUCGUGUCUGGAGUUGUGGUCAUCCAGAGCAAAGGAGACAUGCAGCAUCAAGGUGUGAACCUCUCUAUGGAGGGCUCAGUCAACCUACAGCUGAGUGCCAAAAGUGUAGGUGUCUUUGAAGCCUUCUACAACUCCCUCAAGCCCAUCCAACUGGUCAGCUAUGCGGUAGAGCUGGUCAAACCUGGCAAGCUGCCCUCCGGUAAGACCGAAAUUCCGUUUGAAGUUCCCCUGAAGCCAAAGGGACACAACAAGGUCUUGUAUGAGACGUACCACGGCGUGUUCGUGAACAUUCAGUACCUGCUCCGUGCAGAGGUGAAGCGUUCCCUGCUGAACAAAGACCUGACCAAACAGAGUGAGAUCAUUCUAGAGUACAGGGACUCCAAGGAGAAGGCUGUGGCCAAACCUGUGCCCUUCACCAUCACACCAGACUCACUACAGAACAUCAAGGAGAAGAGUCAGAUUCCAAGGUUUGUAGUGAAGGGCAAGCUGGAUUCCUCCGUAUGCUGCCUGUCACGCCCCUUGACGGGAGAGUUGGUGGUGGAGAGCUCCGAGUCGCCCAUCCGCUCCAUCGAGCUGCAGCUGGUUCGUGUGGAGACCUGCGGGUGUGCCGAAGGCUACGCUCGCGAUGCCACAGAGAUCCAGAACAUCCAGAUUGGUGAAGGCGACGUGUGCAGGGGCCUGACGCUACCCAUCUACAUGAUCUUCCCGCGCCUGUUCACCUGCCCCACCCUCAUCACCUCUAACUUCAAGGUGGAGUUCGAGGUGAACGUGGUGAUCGUGUUACAGAAUGACCACCUCAUCACCGAGAACUUUCCUCUCAAGCUGACCAGGAUCUGAGGGCAAUAAAAUUGAAGGGCUGCAAUACUAACUUGUUGCAGCUUCAUCGUCAAGUUGUACACAGCCAUUUGAACAGAAAAAGACAUACUGUAUAGCAAGAUGGCAAUGAAAAGAAUAAGAAAAACUUCUGUUAUGCAUUGAUUUGUAUAUGUAAUUAAGGUUACAUGCAAUGCAGAGGGGAACUAGAGAUAAUAAAGUCAAAGUCAAAGAGAUGCUCUAAAUCUAUGCAGGACAACUUCAUUGUGCUGUACUUGCCUAGCAAACUUUGUCGUCUGCAGGCAGAUUCAAGUAGAUUGUCAAACAUCUGGCAACAGACACAGCCAAGUAAGAUACCUGCUUUUUGAAUAGGAAUGUUACCACGAACCUCAGUGCCAUGAAUUGGCCCAGCAGUAAUAUACCAAGCUACAUUAUUCUUGCUUGAGUCUGUUGGUACAUCAGACUUUGUACAUCUUAGCCAUUUAGCUAAAGACACAAAAAAAGAGACACAAACACCACAGUCACGAAGUCAAUUUUUCUUGCACAAAGUUCUUGAUAGAAAACAGCACAGCAGUGUAGUAAGGAAGUACACCAAGUUCAAGUAUCGUUAUCAUCUCAGUUUUUACACCUGCACCAGACCUUUGGAACUUGACAUGCAUGUAAAAAUAGUUUUAUCCCAUCUGUAACACAUGAUGCAUCACAUGAGGACUUAAGAUUAUGAACCAUACAGUACGGGUGGGCACCUGUACUGGUGCAAAACUGAUCUUUCUUGCUGUUCUGGUCCAAAAGAAGGACUGGAAAAAUCAAUGGAUUGCCUUUGGACCAAUUUGAAAACAAGCAGUAGUGGUUCCUGUGAGAUGAUUGGUUAGGGAAAGGUGUGGUACUUUUGGCCCAAAUGUUCAGUUUGGGGUUGCUCUUUUGAAAAGUCAGAGGUAAUAUGCACUAUAUUCCAGUAUACAAUUUGAAACUACUAGUAAUUUGAAGCCCUCACAGAGACAUGAAUGUCUCACUGUCUGAAAUAUGAUCUAGUACUGGGCUACUAUAAUCAGAUCCAGGUUCAUGUCCAGACCUGGACUGGAUCGUCUGUACCAGGACCCACCCUUACCAGACAGAUAUACUGGUCUAAACUUCAACAUGCAGCUCAAGUUCCAGUCAAGAAGAGAAAAGCAGAGACUUUACAAAACCUGACUUUGGUAUGUUUGCGUGGCUACAAUGGAAAUAAGCAGGAAUGUUCAUAUUGUUCCACAAUCAACUUACUUCUUGGUUAAAUGCAUUUACAUAAUUGAUUUAAAAUGGGGCUGUCUCAAUUCAAAAUGUCUUCUCAAAAAACAAGUUCAUUGUAAAAGUAUUGAAUAAAGCAUUGAAAUCUGGUUUGAAGAUGCUUAGUUUUUUGAGAAAACACAAGUUGAGGUAGUCCCCUAAGGUACUAGUAACUUUACCAUUCAAGUGAAAUUGCAUAAAUUUCAUCAUUACCUGUACAGUACAUUGUGAUAACCUGAACUGCAAAUCAUUCUGUAUGAAGUAAAAUUUACAUCAUUAAUAAAUUAUACAUGUACAAGCUAAGGAUAGUCUUACAUGUAUUCUAGGUGACCAGAGUUACUUGCUGGUGUAGUAAUAUGUGAUGACCUUAACUUGAAACCACAUCUGUGUUCGUAGAAGCCUUUCUGAUGCAAAGUUGAACUUUAAUUUCCAACAAAAAAAAUUGGACUUACCCAAAGUUUCAACUGACAAACAUGUCAAGGAAUGAGCAAUCUGCCCCCCAUUCAAUGUCAUAUUAAUCAGACAGAGAGCAGUGGAUCAUAAGUUGUAGAAAGUCUAUUACAUGAGGCCUCUACAACCAUCUGUCAACAGGACAGGGUGCCAUAGACUUUCUGCAACUUAUGAUCCACUGCUUACCAAGUCAUGUGUCCUAUUUGCAUAAUGUGACGCCACAGAAGCAGUGGACUGCUCAGACGAGUUGGUCAGUAAAAAAUUCGGGUUAGUCCAUUUUUGUGUUGGAAAUUACAGUUAACAUUGAUUCAGGACAUCUUAUGACCCUUAAAGUACACAUGCAGUGAUAAGUAAUCCUGUGGUCACUAAAACACAUCAAAAUUGAUAAGUAAUUCUGUGGUCACUGAAACAAAUCAAAAUUGAUAAGUAAUUCUAUGGUCACUGAAACAAAUCAGAAUUGGACCAACUUGCAGGGUUCUAUCUUAUUCUUAGGACCUGAUGUUGCACAUAUUGCCCGACAGUGUAGAUAUAGGCUCAUAUCUUGGUGCCCUGACAAUCUUCCUUCUUUUAAUGCUUUAAAACCCUUAGUUGGUUAAAGAAAAAAAACAAUAAUACAAACUACAUCAGGAGUCCUUAACUGAAAUGCUUAAGCUUUUACAGUUUUACACAUGUACUAAAUUUUGCAGAAGAUUACAAAAUUUAAAUGUUUCUUUUAUACUGUAUUCAGGUGAACUUUGCUGUAUCUGAUUCUCCUGUUUGGGAGUCACCAUUGGGGCCCUGCCUUCUGUACACUACAGUAACACAUGGACAAAUCGGUAUAUCCACCACUCCACAGGAACAUGCAUUAGUACACACUUGUUGUGAAGAAGGGCCACAGAUAUACAUGUAGCCUGGGUGCCAUCCUCCGCAGUAACUGCUGGCUCAAGCCAUGCUUUUCAAGCGAAAAGAUUGAGAGCGGUUACUACUGAGGAUGACACCCAGGCUACCACAUACACAUAGCAACAUUGUCCAGGGGACUUCACUUUCUCUGCUACUUUGAACAAGGAAUGGCACAAGGACAUGCAGAAAAAGCAAUACUGGGUGACAGUUCUUCACUUUCACCUCUUCUUUACCUUAAAAUGCCACCUCGUAUACAAAUAGCAGAGGAAAAGUUAACUCCUCAAUCUGGCGUGUUGUCCUAAAUUAAAAGGCAGCAACAGGAUCUUCAAUAAAAGGUCAUUCUCCUAUGCAGAGCUGAAUAUGUGGCAUAGAAACUUCUCUAGAUUCACCUCUGCUUAAUCAAACUGCCUGUUGCACUAUUGACCUGACUUGCUUACAAAUAUCAAUGACCAUGCCGUAUUUGGCACAAGCCAGUUAGCAUGCACCGCCUAGAUUUCAAAUGUCUAAUAUUGUUGGCAUGCAAGUGAACAAAUUUGUUUUCUUUAGCAAGAGGUUUCUAGGUGUUUUCGCCUAGCAUUUUUUUAUGCUGCAAUUGCCCUGUGCGUACAGAUCCCACGGAUCUAAAAUUUGAAACCCAAUUACCAAUAACGACUGUCUCAGUCUCAGCAUAGUAAUGGGCAUGCCUUAUUUAGCACAAGCUUUCCCUUGGACAACACAAAGGCAGAGUUGAACUAAGAGUUUUAGGACACUGGUUCGAAUCUGUGCAGGAGAAUGAACAAGAUAAUAGACCAUCACGAGAUCAGACAGUACUGCACAAAUGCAGUAAAAGCACUCUACAAGAAUAUAGAAGCAUAUAACAUGGAUAGAUACAUGUAUACGAAUAUAAAUGUUAGGGUACAUGUGCAUAAGAUCAAAAUUUAUUACGUGUAACAAUCAUAUAUUUCCACCACCAUUAAAUAAUGUUAUUAAGAAAAUCUCUGAGGAAAAACAAAUCAAAGUUACCUUCUAUUAGAUUGCACAUUUUCCACUCGUGAUACACAUAAACUGCUAGACAAAAAUGGUGCGUGCACAAAAAUGGCAAUAUUGAAGUAAAUUAAAGAUUCUAGGGAUGAUAAAACUUUGGCUAUCACCAUCUUUUUUCUUGUUUCAGAUUUAUAACACAGACAAGGUCACAUGAUCAAGCACAGAUAUUCUUCACAACACACACAGACUGCAUGCCACAAGUCUUGAGUAGUAUGCCCUGACUAGUAUGUUCACUUUCCCCCAGUUCUAAGGAGUGCAAAUUUAAAGAAAAAAAAUAUAGACUAUACACUUAUUCUGGGCAAAUGCAGGUAGAACAAAUCACAAUCUUGUUCCUAGGAUGACUGCUAGUAUAUAAAAGUGGUACACCCCAAUAUGUUGGUCAUGAAUAUUGGUCAUCAGCACUCCUACAAUAUAACAUCUGUAUGUAUAAUUCAACAUUAAGAAAAAGACUAGAUCAAGCACAUUCACUGCAAACUGCAAAGAAGAUCUACCAAAAGGACUUGAGAUGUUUCUGUAACUUUACAGAACUCCCAUCAUUUCCGCUGGUUGUUCAUGCAACUACUUCAUGUACUAUUACUUGUAUGCAGAGUGCCAUGUACUUUUUCAGACGGUAAAAAUCUGCACAUAUAUACAGAUCCCAGCACGACCCAUGUGUAGUAGAGUAGAAAAGUUUGAAGGCAUUUCAUGGCUUUACAGCUGUACAAGACCAUAACUGGUUGGGGAGGGGGGUGCCCUAGUACAUGUAUCAGAGGCAUGGUUCUGUUAUAACCUACAUUAGGCUACACCAAUUUAAUUUCUUGGUUCUCGGAUUUCCCGACCCAUUUUUUUCCGAUUUUGAAAAAAAAAAAA
This is a messenger RNA of Branchiostoma floridae (Florida lancelet), 5576 nucleotides long. Its product is annotated as vacuolar protein sorting-associated protein 26C-like. The record is from RefSeq and is a predicted model, not a curated record. Gene Ontology annotation, biological process: intracellular protein transport. Lineage: Eukaryota; Metazoa; Chordata; Leptocardii; Amphioxiformes; Branchiostomatidae. The coding region runs from base 249 to 1139 and encodes 296 amino acids. Gene Ontology annotation, cellular component: endosome. The transcript is spliced from 3 exons.